Messenger RNA from Cetraspora pellucida, 207 nucleotides. Lineage: Eukaryota; Fungi; Glomeromycota; Glomeromycetes; Diversisporales; Gigasporaceae. The record is from the annotation of a GenBank genome assembly.
AUGCCUUCUUUACCUUGCAAUAGUUCUGUUGGAUUUGAUGAACCUCGAUUAUCUUAUAAUAUUUUGGUAAGAUACUUACUUGAACCAGGUAAGUUAGAAGGUGGAAGACAUUAUACGACUGAUUAUGAAAAUGGCAAUGGACCUGAAAGAUCAUUUGUUUGUGAACAAUUAAUGAAAGUUGAUAAGAUCAAAUAUCUAUCCAAAUGG